AUGGCUCAGGAUGUGGCUCUCUCCAACAAGCAGAACGCAGGGGCGUACAACGCCCACAAUCCGCCCGGAGCGCGACGGAUUCCAGCCGAGCCAGGCUUCUACACAUUGCCCGGCCAAGGAGGUUGUUACCUACUGCAGAGCCCGCCCGGUAUGGGGUUGUACAGGCUGCCGGCCAUGCCCCUCCUUUACCAAUCAAGUGCAUACGGGGCACAGAAUGACGUGGGCCUGUGCAGAAUGCAAGGCCAGGGAGACGUAUUCCGUUUCCAGAACCAGCCCACGAUGUACAGGCUGCACAGCCCCCCAGCAGUGUACAGAAUGCCCACCCUGCCCGGGCUUUACCAAAGACAGACUGUGCCGGGAAUGUACGGGGCACAGAACGAGGGUUUGUACAGGUUCCCGAGCCAGCCACUGCUCUAUCAGCCUCAGACUCACCCGCUCUACCACACUCAGAGCCAACCCAUACUCUACCAAGCUCAAACCCAACCCAUCUAUCAAGUUCAAACCCAACCCAUCUAUCAAGCUCAAACCCAACCCAUCUAUCAAGCUCAAACCCAACCCAUCUAUCAAGCUCAAACCCAACCAAUCUACCAAGCUCAGAGCCAGCCACUGCUCUAUCAGCCUCAGACUCAUCCUUUCUACCAUGCUCAAACCCAACCCAUUUAUCAGGUCCAGAACCAACCUGUCUACCAGCCUCAGAACCAGCCGGCCUUGUACCGUAUCCAGCCCCUGCCGGCCCUCUACCAUAAAGACGUGCCUGUGGGGAUGGCAGGCAGCUCGCCAGGCUACCAGAAGGACAGUCAAUCGCAGUCGUACAGCCCAGAGAACCGGCCCGAGAUCCGGCGGGAGCCCAGCCCGCCACCCACCUAUCCCCGGGAGAGAGAGCGCGAGCCAGCAGUCUUCAGGACUCAGAGUCCCUCAGGACAGCACAAGCAGCCGGCCCAGCAUAUGGCGUACCAGCCAGGCCAGCCCAAUGGCUACCGAGUGCCAGCCCAGCCCAUGGUCUACCAGCCCGGAGGCCAGGGCGACAUGUACAGUGUGGCUCCCUCGAUGGGUAUGUACAGCCCCCAGGGCUCCCAGGGAAUGUAUGAGACGCAGAGCACCCCCCAGCCUAUUUACAGCAUCCAAAACCAGCCAUUAUUUUACCGUCUUCAGAACCCGAUGACCACAUACGGGAUACCUGCCCAGCUGGGAAUGUACCAGCAUUUGAUGUACAGGAUACCGAGCCCCGAGGUAUCUACAGAGUAA
Molecule: messenger RNA, 1245 nt
Organism: Callorhinchus milii (elephant shark)
Lineage: Eukaryota; Metazoa; Chordata; Chondrichthyes; Chimaeriformes; Callorhinchidae
Product: extensin-1-like
Exons: 1
Coding region: 1-1245 (414 amino acids)
Source: RefSeq, a predicted model, not a curated record